This is a messenger RNA of Juglans regia (Persian walnut), 321 nucleotides long. RefSeq lists its product as uncharacterized. Lineage: Eukaryota; Viridiplantae; Streptophyta; Magnoliopsida; Fagales; Juglandaceae. The transcript has a single exon. The coding region runs from base 1 to 321 and encodes 106 amino acids. The record is from RefSeq and is a predicted model, not a curated record.
AUGGAGAAAGUUGGACCCGUUGCUUACCGUAUUGCCUUGUCGGAAUAUUUUGGUGAGAUUCAUGAUGUUUUCCACGUGUCGUCAUUAAAGAAGAGCUUUGGACAGCAAGAGCCACGUUUCGUUGAUCCAGGAAGCAUUCAACUCCAGCCUGAUCUCAUGUAUGAAGUUGUUCAAACUCAGAUUUUGGAUAGAAAGGAGCAACAAUUGAGAUCCAAGACAAUACCUUUAGUUAUGGUAUCUUGGGGAGAUCCUUUGACUCAAGAUUAUUCAUGGGAAAGAGAGUCAGACAUGAGAAAAUUCUACCCUUACUUAUUUGGGUAG